CCCCGUCUCGUGUCUGUCCAUUUCCGUUGUUCCUACGAGCCAUCUUGGUCGCGCCUGAGACAUCGGUCAUUUCGUCCGCCAAUUUCGCUAACCACGCAUCGAGGGAUAGAGCGCUCUUACGUUCAUCAGUAGUGAACAAAGUGAUCGGAGUUGACGUGUGCGUCCAGAAUGAGCACCCGAGUAUUCGUUGGUGGAUUAACGUACCGGGUGAGAGAGCGCGAUCUCGAGAAGUUCUUCCGGAAAUAUGGUAGAAUCAAGGAGGUCGCUAUGAAGAAUGGAUUUGCCUUUGUGGUAAGUCUAAUGUGGUUUAAUUGUUUUUUUUACAGUAUGGUAGGGACAAGAGUCUAUGUCGGUGGGCUUCCGUAUGGGACCAGGGAAAGAGACCUUGAGAGAUUUUUCAGAGGCUACGGUCGUUUUCGUGAUGUUCUCAUCAAGAAUGGUUACGGCUUUGUUGAAUUCGACGACUACAGAGACGCCGACGACGCGGUUUAUGAACUCAAUGGCAAGGAACUUCUAGGGGAAAGAAUUACUGUAGAGAGGGCCCGGGGGACACCUAGGGGUAGUGACCAGUGGCGCUAUGGUGACUCCCGUGGUGGUUAUGGGGACUCGAGGCGAUCUGCCCGAGACGAUAUGCGGCACGACAGAGAUAGUGUGAACAGAAACACGAGGACUGCAUCUAGCUACAAGCAAUCAUUGCCCAGAUAUGGACCACCAACACGGACAGAGUACCGUCUCACUGUGGAGAAUCUUUCAAGUCGUGUUAGUUGGCAGGAUUUGAAGGAUUAUAUGAGACAAGCUGGAGAAGUGACCUAUGCGGAUGCUCAUAAACAGCGGAGAAACGAAGGAGUCGUCGAGUUUGCCACAUAUUCGGACUUGAAGAAUGCUAUCGAUAAAUUGGACGACACCGAACUAAACGGACGCAGGAUUAGACUCAUCGAAGACAAGAGACGCGGCCGUCGUUCGAGGUCAUCUAGUUCGAGAUCACGCUCACGAUCUCGAUCAAGAUCUCGUCGUCGGUCGCGUUCCCGCUCAAGGUAUAAUCGUCGUUCUCGAUCCCGAUCAAGGAGUCGCCGCAGUUCCCGUAGUCGCAGUCGCCGCAGUAGCCGUUCCAAGUCCAGGGCACACUCAAAAUCUAAAUCCAAGUCAAAGUCCAAAUCGCCGGAGCGCAGCCGCUCACGUUCCAAAUCCAAAUCAAGAGACCGCUCAAAGUCGAAAUCUAAGUCAAAGUCCAAAUCCAGAUCUCGUUCUAGGUCCAAGGCUGAGAGGUCAAAGUCCAGGUCGCAGUCCAAAUCCAAAGCCAAGUCUCCCUCAAAGGAUAGAUCAAGCCGCGAACGCUCGCGAGGUGACCGAUCUAGAUCACGAUCGGGAAGCAAGCACAGCAAGAGCCGUAGUCGUUCCCGUUCACCUAUGAAUGGCGAUAAGUCACCGGAGAGCAGCAAGCAGAAAGCAGACUGAGUGAACAAGAUACAUUUUGACAUUUGGUGGAUUUCGAUUUAUAUUCAUGUAAUAUUGUAAAAAAUAAGUAAACUCUAUACUCGGAAGUACAUCUGUAAGUUAGAUUUCACGCUGUAAAAUGCUUCUUGAACCACUUUGUCCUUACUUUAUCGUGAAAGUUACAAUUUGUUGAAUUUUAUCUUUUUCAUUUUUGAGAAAGAAUUAAUUCUUGUGCUAAUACGUUUAUUUGUGUAUCCAAGUUUAUUACUUGUAAUAUUAAGUAAAGUAUAUUCGCACUUAAAUCCAUAUUUUAUGUAUCUACAGUUAUCAAGAAACGAAAUCUGGAAAGAAAUUUAACGGGAGUGGAAUUAUUAAAAAAUAAAAUAUUGGUUUGCUUUUAUAUAAAUUUUUUUAUUGAUAAUACGAUACCUUAUAUAGAGAAAUUUUCCACAUGUACCUACUGGGAAGUUUGUAACAUUAAGUUUUAUUAAAAUUCUUCGAGAUAUAUACAAGAAGUAAUCAGAAAAAGAAAAGAAUUCUUGUAAUUAUACGAAGAUAUUUUAUUGCUAUAUGAAGUAUGCCGAUAAUAUGUAGCUUUGCUCAAAACUAUGAACUAACAGUUAUAUCUGUGGUUCGAAAAGCAUCUAAGUGCGUGAAUUGUUUAAGUUGUAUCGUUGAAAUGAAUAAGAAUAAAGUAAAAAACCACAUGGCAUAAGUUGGUUUCAAUUAGCAAUGAUGUAGAUUCUUAAUAAGUCAGUUGUAUUAUCUCAGAGUUAGAGUUUCAAUACGAGAUAUAUUUAAAUAUUAACGGAUCUCCAUUUCUAUUUGUGUAAUGUAAAGAAAAAAAUGAACUUUAUAUCUGAAAAUAUAUAUGAAAAUUAGACCAA
Molecule: messenger RNA, 2321 nt
Organism: Odontomachus brunneus
Lineage: Eukaryota; Metazoa; Arthropoda; Insecta; Hymenoptera; Formicidae
Gene: B52
Product: serine-arginine protein 55
Exons: 12
Coding region: 169-1455 (428 amino acids)
Biological process (GO): alternative mRNA splicing, via spliceosome; mRNA splice site recognition
Cellular component (GO): cytoplasm; ribonucleoprotein complex; nucleus
Molecular function (GO): mRNA binding
Source: RefSeq, a predicted model, not a curated record